Molecule: messenger RNA, 1221 nt
Organism: Betta splendens (Siamese fighting fish)
Lineage: Eukaryota; Metazoa; Chordata; Actinopteri; Anabantiformes; Osphronemidae
Exons: 1
Coding region: 1-933 (310 amino acids)
Source: RefSeq, a predicted model, not a curated record
AUGAAUGUUGUUAAACAUAGAGAAGCCCACAGCGACAGCCAAGCGCUGGAUGGGCUAAAGAUCCAGGAAGGAGUUCAGGUACAGCCUCAAAAUCUGCAGCGUAGGGCUUCUGUCCUGCUGGUUUUCCAACCCUCCCUGCCCCAGUUACUGCUGAUCACCUCGUCCAGCUGUGUUCAGUCAGUUGAAAAGGUAACUGACACACCUGGUCAAGGUGAUCAGCAGGGAGCGUUGGGAAACCAGGAGGGACCAGGGCCAGGGCCGGGACCGGGGUCGGGACCAGGACCAGGACCGGGACCGGGACCGGGGCCGGGGCCGGGACCGGGGCCGGGGCCAGGGGCAGGACCAGGACCAGGAUCAGGGCCAGGACCAGGACCAGGACCAGGACCAGGACCAGGACAAGGACCAGGACCGGGACCGGGGCCGGGGCCAGGGCCAGGGCCAGGGCCAGGGCCAGGACAAGGACCAGGAUCAGGAUCAGGACCAGGACAAGGACCAGGACCAGGACCAGGACCAGGACAAGGACCAGGACAAGGACCAGGGCCAGGACAAGGACCUGGACCUGGACCUGGACCUGGAUCAGGACCAGGACAAGGACCAGGACCAGGGCCAGGACCAAGACCGGGACCAGGAUCAGGACCAGGGCCGGGACCAGGAUCAGGACCAGGAUCAGGAUCAGGACCAGGGCCAGGACCAGGACCAGGACCAGGGCCGGGACCGGGGCCAGGUCCAGGUCCAGGGCCGGGACCGGGGCCAGGACCAGGACCAGAACCAGGAGAGCCCACCCCUGGUAUAAUCCAUAAAUAUUCCCACUGGAUUCUGAAGCUAGAAGCAGUUUGUUUCCAGGGCCGCAGAUGGACAAAAUCAAGAGGAACCUACAAAAUGAAGCCAUUUUCAGUUGACAGUUCAAGAAGUGUGUUACUAGCUUAUGGUUAAGUGUUGAGUGCUUUAGAUGGAAACAUGCUGCAUAAACAGUUUUUAAUAUCGUAUCAAUAAAGAAGCAAGGGCUGCUUUUUACUUCUCUGAAGGUUUUCUGUCGAUUAUGAACGGACAACGGACUUGAUUAACGUGUUGAAUUCACUGUGACAGUGUUUCAUAGUAAUUCAGCAGCCAUGAAAUGAAACUUGAGCAUCAGCUUUAUUCGCCAAGUUGCACAAAGGAAGGAAUUCGGUGCGAUCUAACUCUUUGUUCCCUCUUGUGGCAUGAACAUUUACUGUUGCUCAG